AUGGUGGGCGUGUGGCUCCCAGAAGAGUUCAUGGAAGGCCGCAUAGGUGUUGCAAUCACUGUGCUUUUAACACUGUCGACGGAAUCCGCAGGUGCUCGUGAGCAUCUCCCCAGUGUUUCCUAUAUGAAGGCGAUCGACCUGUGGUUUGGCUUUAUUACUGGCUUUGUAUUCGUCACACUUCUGCAAACUCUUCUCGUCAUUGCGCAUGACCGGCGCGCCAAUCAACUGAGAAAGUGGGCAACAGGAAAGAAAGGUGAGUUAACAGAGCAGUCGCGCGAGCUGAUGCUUGAAAAUGCAGAGCAGUAUCAUAAACGCGGAAGAUAUCUGGAUAACUUUUGCCGUGUGUUCUACCCUCUCGCUUUCUUCAUUUUCCUCCUCGUGUAUUAUUUUGUUAUUACGGAAGGACGGCAGGACGACUGUGUUCGUCACCAAGUACGAACUCGCCAUCAUGCCUAA
Molecule: messenger RNA, 456 nt
Organism: Gongylonema pulchrum
Lineage: Eukaryota; Metazoa; Nematoda; Chromadorea; Rhabditida; Gongylonematidae
Source: the annotation of a GenBank genome assembly